Trichoplax adhaerens is the source of this 1212-nucleotide messenger RNA. RefSeq lists its product as uncharacterized. The record is from RefSeq and is a predicted model, not a curated record. The transcript has 5 exons. Gene Ontology annotation, biological process: GPI anchor biosynthetic process. Gene Ontology annotation, cellular component: glycosylphosphatidylinositol-mannosyltransferase I complex; membrane. Gene Ontology annotation, molecular function: GPI mannosyltransferase activity; alpha-1,4-mannosyltransferase activity. Bases 1 to 1212 code for a protein of 403 amino acids. NCBI's taxonomy places the organism in Eukaryota, Metazoa, Placozoa, Uniplacotomia, Trichoplacea, Trichoplacidae.
AUGUCUCCAAUAAUAAAGUAUUCACUCGUGGCUGGAAUAUUACGUUUAUUUUUGAUUAUGUAUGGAGAAUGGCAAGAUAAAUAUUUUGUUGUCAAGUAUACUGACGUGGAUUACAAAGUGUUCACCGAUGCUGCAAGAUAUGUUGCAAAUGGAGAAUCGCCCUACCAACGAGCAACCUAUCGUUACACACCAUUGUUAGCUUGGAUAUUAGUGCCCGCUACUACCUUGAGAAUGUCAUAUGGAAAGCUUCUCUUCUCAGGUUGUGAUAUUCUAUCUGGAUGGCUUAUUUUUGCGAUAUUAUCAAUAAAAAAAGUUACUGACAGUAAUAAGAUAAUUUGCACUAACUUAUGGCUUUUCAAUCCACUGACAAUUACCGUAUCUACUAGAGGCAAUGCUGAGUCUUUACUAUGCGUUUUAGUACUAUCAUCUAUUUAUUUCAUGUUGGAAAGACGUACAACAAUGUCCGCAUUUUCAUUGGCCCUUGCAAUUCAUUUUAAACUAUAUCCAGUCAUUUAUACGCUACCUCUUCUAUUAUCAUUACAUGACAUUUACUACGAUAGCGAUAAAGUUAAUUACCAUUACAAUAUAUGGUUAAAUUUAUUGUGGAAAUUAACCAGGUUUGAGAUAAUCAAGUUUAUUUCGAUUUGGUUACUAACCUUAAUAGCAAUCAACGGCUUAAUGUAUUGUUUGUAUGGACUGGAUUACAUUCAGGAGGCCUAUUUAUACCAUCUGACCAGAGUGGAUACUCGUCACAAUUUUUCGUUAUAUUUUUACAUGAUGUAUAUAAAUGUAGAAUCGUGGCUUGGAUCGAUUAUUAGCAGAUUAGCUUUCAUUCCACAGCUAAUACUGAUGUUGAUUAUAUCAUUGUAUUCGUAUACUGAUAUUUGCUUCUGUAUGUUCGUUCAGACCUUUGCCUUCGUCACCUUCAAUAAAGUCUGUACAUCACAGUAUUUUUUAUGGUAUCUAUCCCUUCUACCUUUGGUGUUGGCGAAUAAUAGAUUACUUAAUAAGCCUAAAUAUUCCGCUACUUUAGGCAUUACCUGGUUUUUAUCACAGGUAGUCUGGCUUUUCUUUGCAUACUUGGUAGAGUUCAAAGGAAAGAAUACCUUUGUACUCAUAUGGAUUGGUUCCAUUUUGCAUUUUUUUGUAAAUAUUUUUGUUUUAGCAGAAGUAAUAAGACAUCAUAGGAUAGGCUUUUUACUAAUGGUAUAA